Meleagris gallopavo (turkey) is the source of this 3516-nucleotide messenger RNA. The record is from RefSeq and is a predicted model, not a curated record. Lineage: Eukaryota; Metazoa; Chordata; Aves; Galliformes; Phasianidae.
CAAAAGAUUUUUCUUACUGUCCUAGGCUUUUGGGCAGGCCCAUACCAAUCACAAGAAGGUAGCAGCAGAUGGAGAGAGUAGAGAGGAGACCUUGAUUCAGGAAUCGGCUACCAAGGAAGAGUACUACAUGAAGAAGGUUAUGGAGCUGCAGACAGAAUUGAAGCAGCUCAAAAAUGUCCUUGCCAACACCCAGUCUGAAAAUGAACGCCUUAAUUCUGUUGCACAGGAACUGAAAGAGGCCAAUCAGAAUGUGGAGAUCCAAAGGGCCCGCCUGCGAGAUGAUAUUAAGGAAUAUAAAUUCCGAGAAGCCCGUUUGCUGCAAGACUACACUGAGCUUGAAGAGGAAAACAUCUGUCUCCAGAAACAAGUGUCUGUCCUGAAGCAAAAUCAGGUGGAGUUUGAAGGUCUGAAACAUGAAAUCAAAAGACUUGAGGAGGAAACAGAAUUUCUCAACAGCCAGCUGGAAGAUGCCAUCCGGCUGAAGGAGAUCUCUGAACGUCAGCUGGAAGAGGCCUUGGAGACGCUGAAGACGGAGCGAGAGCAGAAGAACAACCUUCGUAAGGAGCUGUCUCACUAUAUGAACAUCAAUGACUCCAUGUACAACAGUCACCUGAACAUCUCUCUGGAUGGUCUGAAGUUCAGUGAUGAAGCCACGGAGCCCAACAAUGAUGAAAUCAUGAAUGGGUUUGAACAAAAUUGCCUCAGCAAACACAGCAAUGGCAAGAACAACACAUCAACCCCCAAGAAAAAUGAAGGCUUCCCCCCAGCCCCAAGUCUGGUUUCAGAUCUUCUCAGUGAAUUAAACAUUUCUGAAAUCCAGAAGCUGAAACAACAGCUUGUGCAGAUGGAAAGAGAAAAAGUGAAUUUGUUAACGACGCUACAGGAAUCUCAGAAACAGCUGGAAAACACACGGGGGGCCCUCUCAGAGCAGCAUGAGAAAGUUGGCAGACUUACUGAAAACCUGAACGCAAUGAAGAAGCUCCAGGUCAGCAAGGAGCGUCAGUCUGCCCUGGACAACGAGAAGGACCGAGACAGCCAUGAAGAUGGAGAUUAUUAUGAAGUUGACAUCAAUGGACCAGAGAUCCUGGAGUGCAAAUACAAAGUGGCUGUGGCAGAGAUUACUGACCUAAAAGAAGAACUUAAAAAUCUUAAGGCCAAAUACAAAGAAUGUGAGUCUAAGUAUGAGGAAGAGAAGAACAGAUAUGAGACCGAGAGCCAAGCUCUUACGGAAAAGAUCGCGUCGUUAGAAAAAUCCAGUAGGCAUGAUAGAGAGCAAGUAGCCAGACUGGAAAAGGAGCUGAAGAAAGUCAGUGAUGUUGCUGGAGAAACACAGGGCAGUCUCAGUGUGGCCCAAGAUGAACUAGUCACCUUCAGCGAGGAGCUGGCCAAUUUAUACCACCAUGUCUGCAUGUGCAACAAUGAAACUCCAAACAGAGUGAUGCUGGAUUACUACAAAGAAGGCAAAGGAGGACGCAGUAGUCCAGAGGCCAAGGGAAGGAGGUCUCCUAUUCUUCUCUCUAAAGGGCUGUUAACGAUUGAUCUAGGAAAGGCAGAGAAUGGAAGCGGUGACAGCAGCCCAUCUCCAGUGUCAUCUCUGCCAUCUCCCGUGUCAGAUCCUCGGAAGGAACCGAUGAACAUUUACAACUUGAUAGCUAUAAUCCGUGAUCAGAUCAAACAUCUGCAAGCUGCUGUGGACAGAACAACUGAGUUGUCCAGGCAGCGUGUUGCCACUCAAGAACUUGGGCCAGUGGUGGACAAAGACAAGGAAGCUCUCAUGGAAGAAAUCCUGAAGUUGAAGUCCUUGCUGAGCACCAAGAGAGAGCAGAUAGCAACUCUGAGAACUGUGCUCAAGGCCAACAAACAGACUGCAGAAGUAGCUCUUGCCAACUUAAAAAGCAAGUAUGAAAAUGAGAAAGCUAUGGUUACGGAGACGAUGAUGAAGCUGCGAAAUGAGCUGAAGGCUUUGAAAGAAGAUGCUGCUACCUUUUCUUCCCUGAGAGCAAUGUUUGCUACAAGAUGUGACGAAUAUGUCACACAGCUGGAUGAAAUGCAGCGGCAGCUCGCAGCAGCUGAAGAUGAGAAGAAGACUCUGAACUCCUUGCUUCGGAUGGCAAUCCAGCAGAAACUGGCACUGACCCAGCGCCUGGAGCACUUGGAGCUGGACCACGAGCAGUCCAAAAGGGUGCGCACAAAAUCUGCUUCCAAAGCCAAGAGCAGUAACCCUACUCUGUAGAAUAGUCCAUGGAGAAGGCCUUUCCAACAGUGCAACAGCAUUUCUUAGCCUCUUUCAUUAUGGUUAUAAGUGGUAGCCCAUUGCACAAAGAAUGCAAACCACUGCCCCGAUCCUAACUUUUGAAAACACCUUUCCCUGUGUACUACCUGAAACUUUCCUUUUAUGUCUCAAGCUAUAAAACAAACAAGCUUUACCUAUAAGUGCUGCUGCAGUAAGAAAACUUACAAGUGCUGAAGAAACCUACUUCAAAUGUAACGACCACCACGUUAGUUUAUGAUCUACUAGAAAUGUUUGGAUGGGGGAAUUUCUUAUUUCAUUGCAGACGCUCAUUGUUCAUCUGAUCAUUAAACCUGUGCACUUUUGAUAUUUUGAUAUUUUUCUUUAGCUUCUUUAAUUCCUUAUGUAGAAGAGUUUAUAUAAAUGCAGUGGUUUGUGCUCAUAGUUCCUCUCCAACUUCGACUUCUGAUGGUUGAUUUCUACAUCAGCAUGUGGCAGAGAUUUUUUUUUGGCUCUAGAUGUGUUUAGAAAAGAGUUUCAACACAAAACAGGAGCUCUGCUAAACUAUAUGUGUGCUGUGCUUCAGCAGCUUUUUAUUAUUAUGAAAUGUUAAGCUUUAUAUGUUUAAAUUACUGAUUUUUUUUUUUUUAACUGCCAUAUUCAUUAAGAAAUCCAGGGUAUUCAAAUUCUGGGGUUUUUUUCAUAUUGUAUUAUUAUUCUUAGGAAUAGUUCAAUGUAACAAGAAGAAAACUUGACUUUGCUCUGGUUAAAACAGUAAUAGGCACUUGAAAAGUAUAAAAUAAGUAGUAUUACCUAUAAAUUCCAGAAUUCCUGGGUUUUAGGAAGUUGAAGUAUUAAUGAUUAACAGAAUUUUAUACAACUGUACCAGUUAAAUUCCAAAUUGGAAUUGUUUUGUUACUUUUUCAUUUUUAUUGUGCCAAAUUAUGGUACAUCUAGAAAGAAAAAUUCUAAAGUUGUCAAUGAUAGGGUGUUAUCUAUCAGCGCCUUCUGUCAUUAAUUAUUGCCAGUAGUGCCUUUAAACAUUUGAAGGGAGAACCUUAGAAUAGCUUCGUCUAUACAAGAAGAAACGGAAUGGCUGUUCUGGAAUUUAGCGAAGACGUGGAGCAAUAAGUGCAAAGUGAACUCCCCUUUCGCACAUUUUUAAUGGGUAGUCUUACUGUACUAGAGGUGGUAUAUUCAAGGAAUUGUAAAAAAUUCUGUUAGUCAAUGAUAUUUCAUCGUGCAAAUCCUUACAAAUUCAGGGGAAGAGAGGGAAGAGAAAAAAA